CUUCUUCCUUCUGUCUUCGACACAAGCAGUUCUCGUGUCGGCAUUCACUUCUUCUGGAGCAGGUCUCUCAGCUACAGCUGGUCCUGCCUCAUACUUCUUGUUCCAGCGGAACACCUUUCUUUUCUAAUGGCACUCGCGGGUCUCGAUGAUACCACCACUAAUUUUGCAAUCCAUCCCGAUUACCGACAGGUCGCUGCGUUUGCGCUAGGAUGGGUGUUCAUUACGAGUCUUAGAUCUAUCUUCUCGUCGGCUCUGGUCCAACGGCUGUUGGGCUUUGUGCGCUGGAGAACCCCAUCCUCGGUCGGACGCCUUGAUCUAGAGCGGUUGGGGCACGCUGAGAAAGCAUCAUGGGCUAGUUCAGAUAGUGGCAGCAGUUCGGACCUUCGUCGUGGUUAUAUGAGCACAGCAUAUUUUGCACUAUUUCUCUGUUUUCUCUUUGCCAGCAUCGCUCAGUUCGCGUCUUUGCUUGCAUUCCCGACAAGUAGUGAUGCGGCGUGUGCAUUUGUUGUUGCCUGGGGCGGGAUGGCUGCGCAGUCCGGACGUCUGGUUGGCGCCCUCAUCGUUCUGUCUGAACUCCGCAAGAUGGGCAUUGCGCGUUGGGAGUUUUGGGUCGCUGUUGGCUGGCUCAUUGUGGGAAUAGCCUUCAUCUUUCUGAAUAAUGCUGUCGGAGUUGGGGUGCUGACUCCUUUUGCACCUCUUGGUGUUGCGUACUGUGACCGGAAACAUUUCCUUCCCGCGUCACUCGUUUCUUCGAUCCUUUAUUUCUCUUUGGAAGUCUACGCUGUAGCUCGCAUGGUGCUGUUUCUCUCCGGCACAGCGCAGAUGCGACUGGUGAUGUUUGAUAUCCGAGUCCUGCGACCUCUGGCGCUGAUCUUGCUCGAGCUCUUGACGCUCGUUCCGUCCGCUGUAUUCACCAAUACUGUUGCAGAGUUUGUCCCAUUCAGUAUCGGGGCAUACGCUGUUUUAUUUGCCUUCAGCCACAAACAACGGCACCGGCCGACCGUUCCACGAGAGUCUGUGUUAUCCUUUGAGACCUACCCUUCGGUUCAACCCUUCCGAGAGCCGCCCCACAUGGCUCGUCCUGGUCGGGCUUCUUCUCAGAUGACUGCUCCAACUCCAACGAUCCGACAUGCGUUCCCAACAUCAUACCAAGCUGAUGGGUGGGAGUCACCUCGUAGCGCGCAUAGUACGCGCACGAUUGAGACGAUGGGAGCACACAGCAUCGAUCAAGCCGUUGUGUCGGUCAGCCAAAGAGUACCUGCCGCUUCGCCUGCCAUCAUCCCCGUCAAGAGUCGUGCGAUUGUACCAUCUCAGAUUGCCUUUGCAGAACGACUAGACCGAGACGACGCACAGGCGAACCUACAAGCCGAACGGCCCCGACCCACUCUCACCCUGCCGGAUGUUGAUAAUGACGGUGACGAUAUCUCAGAUCUCAUCUCACCCGCUUCCCGGACGCAGCGGUCUCAUUUCAGGCUCUCGCGGUUAAUGGAAGGCUCUAGUCGACAGGUCUCAUCUCGGACGUCGUUGUCUGCUUCGUCGUCGGCAGAUUCGGUCGUUCGCACGUCCUUGCCGCCCGUCAUGCGAGAAUCAUCCAGCUUGCAACGGAGCUCAUUGACUUCGCAUCACAGCAUGGCGGCUGAUUCCUCUUCCACCCACUCCGGACAUCGGCGCAGUGUCUCAAUUCCAAUACCGUCUCGGUGGCCCACCUUCAACGGAGGGCAGCCUCGACCUGCUGUGCUCCCAACUCCCAAGCCGCCACCGCUCUCUUAUACCGAAGCCCCUCGAGGGCCCAGACCUGCUCCGCCCUCAGUCCAAGGCCCCAGAAUCAAUUUCUGAUUUACUUGCUUUACCCUAUCGUUUAUCUACUGACUGAUGUGAACACUUGAACAACUUGAGUAUGAUUUAAUUUCGGACGACAUAACAGCACGUGAUCGCAUAUACUCUACAAUGACGGCGACAUUGUCCUCCAAGGCCGCUGCGGCCGAGCGGCAUAGACAUCUGCUAUCUAAGAAAUGGAACACGAAAGAUUUCGACAGAGUGAACGUUUUGGGAAACGACGGGUCUUAUGGACACUCCGGAUGCGUGAAUGCGCUGAGCUGGGCGCGAGACGGUGAAUUGUUGCUGACUGCGGGAGAUGACCGAACAGUGCAAAUCUGGAGCAUGGACCCAUCCCUCGAACAUGACUAUCCGUAUAUCUGCCGUGGCGUCUUGAAAACAGGACACCGGGCAAAUAUAUUCAACGCCAAAAUGCUCCCUCACUCGUCCAAGAUUGCGACAGUAUCGGCUGACGCUCAAGUCCGGCUGCACGACAUGGGAGAUCUGAGCGUCUCGGCCCCGAUUUCUAUCUCGGAUGGACGAUACAGCUGUACACAGACUCUGCGGUGCCACGAACAGCGGGUCAAGCGAAUCGUGACGGAAGACAGUCCGCACCUGUUCCUCACUGUCGCAGAGGAUGGCUGCAUUAGGCAACACGAUAUCCGGACGGCGCAUUCAUGCGGGGACGCAUGUCCUCCACCGCUGCUGGAUAUCGGUUUCGAGCUCUCGACGCUGUCGCUUUCGCCAUUGACUCCGUAUCAGUUUGUCGCCGCGGGAGAGGCGCCCUAUGGAUAUCUCUUCGACCGGCGCCAGAUCAGCCGCCUUUCGAUGGCGGAGCGUGCGCGAUCCCUGAGGAUGGGGGUGACCAAUUGUAUCCGCCGGCUCGGCCGGCAGGAGGGAACGCGCAAGCGUCACAACGACCAUAUCACCGGGUCCCGCAUGUCUAUACUAAAUGGACACGAAGUAUUGCUCUCUUACAGUGGCGAUGCGGUUUACCUGUACUCGACGCGAGAUGACUGUGUGGGACAAGACGAUUCCUACAUGUCCGGCGUGCCUGUGGUUCCGCCACGACAAUGUUUCAGAGGCGCUCGGAAUGUGGACACAAUCAAGGACGGCAAGCAACUAGUCAACUUUCUGGGCUCGCAGGAGCAGUUUGUCACAUCUGGUUCCGACGAUGGGAACAUCUUCAUUUGGAAGAAGGACGGCGGGUUGCAUUCAAUCUUGGAAGGGGAUAGCAGCAUCGUCAAUGUGAUCGAAGGACAUCCCCAUCUGCCACUGUUUGCUGCCAGCGGCCUGGACAGCACAGUCAAAUUGUUUGGUCCAACCUCCAGUCCAAGUGUCUUUUCCAGAACCGCAGACGCUGAGGAUAUCAUCGAGACUAACGAGCGUCGAACCGCUUCUGGUCACUUGCGACACAUCGAUAUUAUGACCAUGCUGUACACGGCAACAGCUUCAAAUGCGUCGCCAGAUAACAAUGGACAGUGUCAGCAUCAGUGAUUAAUUUUGUCCUCUGUCGAGGGGCAAGACGCACCAUCUCUCUGAAAAUGGGUAACAAUUUCGGCAGAUAGACCAGAUCGGGAGGCUGAAUGGCAGCUCCCCGUUUUUUCUUCGAUUUUUGGGGCGGCGGCGGUGCUUUCCGUGUAGGAAGAGGGGAAGGGACCAUUCUGUGAUUCGGGGACAUUGGAGACGGACUUGGUGGAAGCGGCUUCGACAUGGCUGCUACGAGGCUCCUCGGCAGUGGUGGCACGGGGGGAGAAUCGUGGCUGCGGCGCACGGCAGUUCCGUUUCUUAAUUCGUCUUUCACGGAAGACAUGGACCGCGAGGAUUUCAACGAUAUCGGACGUGGGACCGUCAACAACGUCUUGGGAGGCGGUCUUGGUGUUUGCAUAGGUGUCUCCUCUGCCUCUGCACUUCGAUCGGUGUCCUCCUCGCUGUUUCCCUCCUCGUCGCUACCGCUGUCCGAUGCAGACUCAAACUCGCUGUCGUCAUCGUCGUCCUCAUCUUCCUCGUCCGUGUCCUGGGCGGCAACAUCAAUGGCGUCCCCGUGAAUUAGCUCUCCAAAAUCGAUCUCCUGAGCCACUCCGUCCACCAGAGCUUUCGUCAUCUCGUCCUCGGCAUCUGCGUCAUUUGCAUUGGCACGCGCCUUACCAAAGCGCCGUCGGAUUUUGUCUUCGUAGAGGACCUUCAGCUUGUAAUGGUAUACAGCCACUUUGUCCACCUCGUCCAUAAUGCGAUCACGUUCCUCCCCAGUGUGCGGCAGAAGGAACUCGAGACUAAGUGGAUCUCCGAGUCCUUCUCGAACGACAGUGAGGUAGAGCUCAAUCCACCGCAUGAGACUGCUGAAGAGCCCUUCGCCUUUCGAAUGGACCUUGUGCACAAAAUGGUAAAACGACUGCUCGUGUCGC
Mycena citricolor is the source of this 4220-nucleotide messenger RNA. NCBI's taxonomy places the organism in Eukaryota, Fungi, Basidiomycota, Agaricomycetes, Agaricales, Mycenaceae. The record is from the annotation of a GenBank genome assembly.